UUGGAAAGCGGAGGAGCCCAUAAAGUCAUGACGUAUUUCGCAAAGCGUUCGCCGCUUUUCUUCCAAGAAUGCCGGAGAUUCCCUAAAUUCUUCAGGAAAUGACUUCAGUUUCUUAGAACCAAUACUAGAUCACACUUUCAAUAUCUAAGAGUACUAAAAAGGACAUACUUCUUUCGGUCUCAAUAAAUAUUUCGUUCUAAUAUGAAGCGAAAGUAAAGCGAGCCUUCACUAGAAAUCGAUUUCAAAAAAUUGUGAUCAUUGAAAUCAAGAAAUAAUUAAGAAAAGCUGUGUUCUUAUUAGUUUCGAAGACAUAACUUUCGUAAAAAAAAAAAUGUCAGCUAAUACCGUCAGUGAUUUAGAAAGAUCAAGAAGGUUUAUAUGUUAUGGUUCAGAUUCUGGUUUACUUACUGUUGGAAAUGUGCCUCCAUCACGAGAAAAAGCAUCAUCAAUUGGUCGUCUGAUAGAUGAUGGAAAAGGCGAAGAGGUAGUGAAACAAAUAAGUACCUGUUUUGGAGAAAAUAAAUACAAUUACAAACCGCCUUUAAUCUUUGCCCUGGCAUAUUGCUUUAAAUCUACCGAUAAUAAAACAAAACAGGCAGCAUGCAAAGCAUUUGCAGAUAUAUGUUUGGAACCAACAGAUUUAUUUCACUUUGUUGAAUACUCCAAACAGAUGUCAGAUCAACACAAGGGAUGGGGGCGAUCUUUACGGACACUUAUCAGCAACUGGUACAAUCGUAAAGAACCAAUAGAACUGUUGGAUUUGGUAACAAGAUUUAAAUCUGGUUGUUCAUGGUCACAUGUUGAUGUUUUGCGACUUAGUCAUACCAACCCAGCCAAAGAUGAAACAGCCAUUAUCAUAAAAUAUUUGAUGAAAGGUUUAGCUGAUGCUAAAAAAUUGGCAACUGAAAAAAAAUGUCCUUUAGCUGACCAAAUUAUUAAAUAUAUUGAGGCAGUUGACAUAGUAAAACACUCAACAGAUGAACAUCAGAUUUCUUGUCUUAUUGAACAGUUUAAUCUGAAGAAAGAACAUGUCCCUACUAAAAUGCAAAACUCGUGUGAAAUCUGGUCAGCCUUAUUGAACAAUAUUUCGAUAGUAGAUGUUCUACUAAAUGUCAGUAAGUUGGCAGGACUUGGUGUUUUAAAUAAUGGACAUCAUUUACUCCCAGCUCUUAUAGCAAGAUUAAGUGAUGAGAAUGUAUUAAAAGAAUAUGGUGUUGCUCCUAUAUCAGUGCUUAUUGCUUUAAGGAAUUAUGAACAAGGUAAAGGUAAAUUGAAGUGGCCUAGAAAUGAGAUUGUUGCUAAUGCAUUAAAUACAGCUUUCUAUAAAGCUAUUAAGAAUAAUGUAAUACCAACAAAGAAGAGAAUUUUAAUAGCUAUUAAGAUAGGGUAUGGCUUAACAAUCAGUUCCGUACGUGGUACGUUAACUUUAUCAUCAAUGAUAGCAGCCGCUGGAGUAGCAACAAUGUUUGUGCAGUCUGAAGAAACUGCAUCUCUGGUAUAUUUUUCAUCGGCAGUCAAGCCAUUAGUAACAAAUAAACAGAUGGAUAUAGAAAAGACUUGUGAUGCCAUUGCUCAGGCGGCUUUACCUGAAAUACCUGUUCUGGCUUGUGAUGUGUCUGCACCAAUACGUUGGGCUCAAGAAACAAAACAAAGCUAUGAUGCUUUUAUAAUACUCACAGAUAGCAAAGAUUCAACAGGGGUGAUAACUCCAUCAUCAGCUCUACAGAAAUAUCGCCAAGAAAUGAAACUGCCUAAAUCCAAAUUAGUCAUAUGUGGAUUGACAGCGAAGCAUCUUCGCUUUGCCGACCCUAAUGAUUCAGGAAUGCUGGAUAUCGCAGGAUUUGAUGCCAUGGUGCCUAAAACUAUUUCUAAUUUCCUUAGUGAUAAUUGAGAAUUAGCAAUAUUUUUGAUGAGUGUGAUAAUUAGUAAAUUUGUUAUUACCUUUCAAUUGCUCAUGCUUUAUGAACUGCAAAGUGUGCAUGAGUGGUAUGCUUAAAGUUUUUGGAGCAAAAAGACUUGUUCAUUGUGAUAUGCUUUCACCAUAGCAGUGUUUUUAAAUGGACAGUGCCAAGAAUUUUCAUUUUUCAACCACACACAAGAGAUCCAAUUUUUACUGCAUUAUGCAAAAAAGUUACCCAAUUUACCAAUUGGUUUAAAUAUAAAACUUUUUUUUAUACAAAAUGUGGUUGUGUUAAUGGAUGAGAUUAAAUGUACAAAUUUUAAAUGGAUUAGAAAGGUAAUAGAGAUUAGUUUGAAUAUUGGUAAUAAAAUGGAUCAUUAGGGCCUUUAAUGUGAUAAAAAUUUGGCACCGAACCUUUAAAUUUGUUAAAAUGAAGAAUAUUACAUUUCCAUGAAUUUAUGAGAGAGAGUUGAAAACAAAAGUUUUUUUUGUUUUUACUGAAAUCUUAUUUUCGAUUAUUUUUAAUAAGUUUACUGACCAAUCCUAAAUAAAUUCCAAGUUUUAUGAAGAAGUUUUGAAAGUGAAGUCGGCACCAUGUAUAUUUAAUAUUAUAUCUGUGGCUAUUAUAAUUGUUUGUGUUUUAAUUUCAAGUCAAUAUUACUAUAAUAUGUUAGCCUAUUUACAACUAACAUUUAUUAUAAUCUGAUUGUUACAAGUUUAGUUAAUGAUUUAUUUGUACCAGUAGGUAUUAAGCUGCUUAUUUAAUGAUAAGGGUUUGUAAUAGCAAAAUGAAACAAACGCCUUGAUUUGGGUCAAACUUGUUGAUUUAAUUAGAUUUUAAGGGUUGAUUUGUUUUGAUUUCUGUAAUGUAGAUGCAGCCAGGGUUCAGAUACAACCAAUGUUGUGUGCCACUGUUGACACAGAGAACUAGAAUUGAAACUAAACUUAAGAUACAAGUCAACCUCCACUUUAUCUUUCGAAACAAAGAUUUAAAUUCAUAAAGUUUUCUCCAUCACUUAUCAAAAUAACAUUUCAGAUCAACCCAAUUCAAUAAUUUAUUUGAGCUAAAUUGAAGAGGUUUAGCCCAGUUUAGCCAGUGUAAGAUAAGAAUUGUGACAGUUAAUUGAUUUGAUAAAUCCAAAUUUGUUAUUCCAAGCAAUAAAAAGUACAAGAAGAAAUGUUUAAAACAAGAUUCACAUAUCUCUAAAUGUCCGAAUGAGUAGAUUCCAAGAUGACUAUUCCAAGAUGACUAUCUCAGUUUAAGAGGACACGGCUGUCUGUUUUAUUUAUGUUUUUUAAAAAUUACUUUCUAUUUCAUCCUCGUUACUCUAAUGAAAGAGAGUGAAGGAAGUCUUACGGAAGAUUUCAUGUAAAUUCUGCACAAGGUGCUAGAGAUUGGUUUAUUAAUUUGAAUCACUUGAUUUCUAUAAUACCCAUGUCCCAUACCGGACAGACUGUAUUAUAUGAUAUCUCCUGGAAUCAGUCAUUCUGAUUACUAUCUCAUUUUAAAAAUCACUGAUUACCGGUACUAAAAAUGUCAUACUUGUUUUUUAUAUCUAAUUUUUUUACUUAAUCUAUUUAUGAUAUAAAAAAAACCUCUUAUAUAUUGUGAUACUCAUAAGAUAUUGAAAAAUACAAUUUUGUAAAUUGGAAGAUUAUUCCUUAAAUAUAUAAAUGAUGAUUUUGGUUUAAAUAACAGAUCUUAUUAUAGUCUGUAUUCUUAUGUUUGGUAACAAUAAACAGCUUAUGCUUAAUAAAA
Patella vulgata (common limpet) is the source of this 3659-nucleotide messenger RNA. Its product is annotated as RNA-binding protein RO60. The transcript has 7 exons. NCBI's taxonomy places the organism in Eukaryota, Metazoa, Mollusca, Gastropoda, Patellidae. Gene Ontology annotation, cellular component: ribonucleoprotein complex. The record is from RefSeq and is a predicted model, not a curated record. Gene Ontology annotation, molecular function: RNA binding. Bases 332 to 1891 code for a protein of 519 amino acids.